GCAAGAGCCUCCUCCUUCCAUUGGAAUACCCGCUUUCUCUCCGCCCCCUUUUGCCGGUUGGGGAAUUUCUGCGACGGUCACCGGAACCGACGUUCGACGAUCACCGGAACCGACGUUCGACGAUCACCAUGUCGCAGUCAUUGGAGUUGUUGCUCAUUCAAUUCUUGAUGCCCGACAAUGAUGCCCGGCGGCAAGCGGAAGAGCAGAUUAAGCGUUUGGCCAAGGAUCCUCAGGUGGUGCCGGCUCUUAUUCAGCACCUUCGCACCGCCAAGACUCCCAACGUCCGUCAGUUGGCUGCGAUAUUGCUCCGGAAGAAGAUCACCGGCCAUUGGGCUAAGCUUUCUCCUCAACUCAAGUUGCUUGUUAAGCAGUCCUUGAUUGAGAGCAUCACUAUGGAGCACAGUCCACCUGUGAGGAGAGCAAGUGCGAAUGUCGUAAGUAUUGUUGCAAAAUAUGCUGUUCCAGCAGGAGAAUGGCCGGACUUGUUGCCUUUCUUGUUCCAAUGUAGUCAGAGUUCCCAGGAAGAUCAUAGAGAAGUGUCUUUGAUUCUAUUCAGCUCCCUGACAGAAACGAUUGGAAAUACUUUCCUACCACAUUUUUCAGAUUUGCAAGCUCUCCUACUUAAGUGCUUGCAGGACGAGACUAGCAGCCGUGUCAGAGUUGCAGCCUUGAAGGCCGUGGGAUCUUUUCUAGAAUUUACUAAUGAUGGAGCAGAAGUGGUCAAAUUCCGGGAGUUCAUUCCCAGCAUUUUAAAUGUUGCCAGGCAGUGCCUUGCCAAUGGUGAGGAGGAUGUUGCAAUAAUAGCUUUUGAAAUAUUUGAUGAACUAAUUGAAUCUCCUGCUCCGCUUCUUGGGGAAUCUGUUAGAUCAAUUGUUCAAUUUUCGCUUGAAGUUUGUUCUAGCCAAAAUUUGGAAUCUAGCACUCGUCAUCAGGCGAUUCAGAUAAUCUCAUGGCUAGCAAAGUACAAGCCCAAUUCCCUAAAAAAGCAGAAAUUGAUUAUCCCUGUUCUACAAGUUAUGUGCCCAUUACUUGCAGAGUCAUCUGAUGGAGAUGGAGAUGAUGAUCUUUCUUCUGAUCGAGCUGCGGCUGAGGUUAUUGAUACAAUGGCCUUAAAUCUCUCGAAGCAUGUUUUCCCUCCUGUGUUUGAAUUUGCUUCUCUUAGUAGUCAAAGUGCAAAUCCAAAGUUCCGUGAAGCUUCUGUGACAGCUUUAGGGGUCAUAUCAGAAGGUUGUACAGAACAUGUAAAGAGUAAGUUAGAACCAGUUCUUCAUAUUGUCCUUGGAGCAUUAAGGGACCCUGAACAAAUGGUAAGAGGGGCAGCAUCUUUUGCCCUGGGUCAAUUUGCUGAGCAUUUGCAGCCAGAAAUAGUGUCACUCUAUGAAAGUGUGCUUCCGUGCAUUUUAAAUGCCCUUGAGGAUAACUCUGAUGAAGUGAAGGAAAAGUCAUACUAUGCAUUGGCUGCAUUUUGUGAGAACAUGGGUGAGGAAAUCCUUCCUUUUCUUGAUCCUUUGAUGGGUAAACUGCUGUCUGCCCUUCAGACAAGCCCCCGGAAUCUGCAGGAAACAUGCAUGUCUGCAAUUGGUUCGGUAGCGGCUGCAGCUGAACAGGCUUUCAUUCCAUACGCCGAGAGAGUGUUGGAGUUAAUGAAAAUAUUUAUGGUUCUUACCAAGGAUGAGGAGCUUUGUUCCCGAGCAAGAGCUACUGAGUUGGUUGGAAUAGUUGCUAUGUCUGUUGGGAGAACCCGGAUGGAUCAGAUUCUACCUCCUUUUAUUGAAGCAGCAAUUUCUGGCUUUGGCUUGGAGUUCAGCGAAUUACGGGAGUACACUCAUGGAUUCUUCAGCAACGUAGCAGAAAUUUUGGAUGAUGGCUUUGUAAAGUAUCUUCCUCAUGUUGUACCCCUUGCAUUCUCUUCUUGCAAUCUCGACGAUGGCUCUGCUGUGGAUGUAGAUGAAUCGGAUGAUGAUAAUGUAAAUGGGUUUGGAGGAGUUUCAUCUGAUGAUGAAGCUCAUGAUGAGCCCAGAGUUCGAAACAUUAGUAUCAGGACAGGGGUGCUGGAUGAAAAGGCAGCCGCAACACAAGCUCUUGGCUUGUUUGCACUGCACACGAAGAGCGCUUAUGCACCUUAUUUGGAGGAAACUCUGAAGAUUUUGGUUCGACAUUCUGGUUAUUUCCAUGAAGAUGUCCGACUUCAAGCAAUCAUUUCUUUGGAACAUAUUCUGAAGGCAGCUUUGGCAAUCUCCCAAAGUUACAACGAGGCAUCAACGAAGGCAAAAGAAAUUUUUGAUACUGUGAUGAAUAUUUAUAUCAAGACCAUGGUUGAAGAUGAUGACAAAGAAGUAGUUGCUCAGACUUGUACAAGCAUGGCUGACAUUAUCAAGGACUACGGUUAUGGUGCAGUGGAACCUUAUAUGCCUAGGCUAGUUGAUGCAACAUUAGUUCUGCUCCGUGAGGAAUCUGCUUGUCAGCAAGUGGAAUCUGAUGGUGAAAUAGAUGAGGAUGAUACUGAACAUGAUGAAGUACUUAUGGAUGCGGUGUCUGAUCUGCUCCCUGCAUUUGCAAAGGCCAUGGGUUCUUAUUUUGCACCUAUUUUUGCAAAGCUAUUUGAACCAUUAAUGAAAUUUUCAAGAGCCUCACGACCUCCUCAAGAUCGAACUAUGGUGGUUGCCUGUCUUGCUGAAGUAGCUCAGGACAUGGGUUCUCCAAUUGCGACCUAUGUUGAUAGAGUAAUGCCUUUGGUUCUCAAAGAAUUGGCAUCAUCAGAGGCAACGAAUAGAAGGAAUGCUGCAUUUUGUGUUGGAGAGUUCUGCAAAAAUGGGGGCGAGUCUACUUUGAAAUAUUAUAAUGACAUAUUUCGUGGGCUCUACCCCUUAUUUGGGGAAUCUGAGUCAGACAAUGCUGUUAGGGAUAACGCAGCUGGUGCAGUCGCAAGAAUGAUAAUGGUGCAUCCUGAAGCUGUCCCAUUGAAUCAGGUUCUCCAAGUUUUUCUGAAAGCUCUACCUUUAAAAGAAGAUCACGAGGAGUCCAUGUCCGUUUAUGGUUGUGUGUCUACUCUUGUUCUGUCAUCCAAUCCUCAGAUCCUUUCCUUGGUUCCGGAGUUGGUUAAUAUCUUUGCUCAUGUCGUGGCGUCUCCCAUCGAAACGUCAGAAGUUAAAGCUCAAGUAGGCAGAGCUUUUUCACAUCUACUUUCAAUCUAUGGCCAACAAAUGCAACCACUUUUGAGUAGUCUUCCCCCUGCACAUGCCAAUGCCUUAGCUGCAUAUGCCCCAAAAGGCUAACAAUCCCUCCAUAUUGCAUUUUCGUCUUGUUUGUUCAACCAGCUUUCUUUCCCAGAUAGGAUCUUAAGAUCUUAAGAUGAAAAGUUCCCCUAUCAGGUCGCUCGUUGGCACUCGGGGUGCCAUUUUUUUCAUUUUCUCCUACUGGAGACAAUACCAAUUUUUGUUUAGAUUCAUUUGUUUUCACAUUAUGGUCUAUUAUAUUUCCCUUCCUCAAUUUCAAUAAUCUAUUUCCAUAGUGUGUUCUUCCUAGUUUAUUGAGUGUGAAGUGAUUUAGAGAAGAGGCAUUUUUGUACUUAUAUUUCUUUUGUGGAUGCGAAUCUUGCAAUGCAUCCGUAGUUUAGUUUAUAGUAAAAGGUUGGUCUGGUUUUUCAUUUGAUUUUAUUCUUCCCCCCAUUUGUGCUUAAAGCAGUGUUUAAAUUUUACCUUUUGAUAUAAAGAAAAUAUAUGGUCGUGCUUUGCUUGUA
Molecule: messenger RNA, 3739 nt
Organism: Cucurbita pepo subsp. pepo (vegetable marrow)
Lineage: Eukaryota; Viridiplantae; Streptophyta; Magnoliopsida; Cucurbitales; Cucurbitaceae
Biological process (GO): protein import into nucleus
Molecular function (GO): small GTPase binding
Source: RefSeq, a predicted model, not a curated record